AUGUAUCCUCUCGUACUCGGCAACUAUCCCGAGACGGACGUCAUUCUGCCUAUAACAUGCUGCGAUGGGUGCGCUUCCCUGCUUUUGCAGGCUGGAGAGCUUCCAAAUGACGACCGUGUGACGAUUGCGUUACCGCUGGUCCCGCUCCACAAGCGUGAAAACAGGCAGUUGUGGGAGGAGAAGCUGGGGGAAGUAUACGGUCACCGCUUCCGUGACAGCAUUGUGUUCCUCGUCUUCCUCUCCACCCUCUGCACCACAAUUGAGGACCUGGUUGACGGCGCGAUACAGUCAGAAUGCCAGACCCUCAUGCCGAGCUUGGAAUGGUGCUGUCGAGAGCUGUCGAAGCUUCCCGGCAUCUCCACCAUGGCUGGCCUGACGCCGGUGGGCAGCCCGCUUUCAGGCGUGGUCAAUGACACGAUGCCACUGCAGCAGGCUCUUCGCGUGACUUUCCAAGGUUUCCAGUCCACGAUCCACCAAAGCCCCUUACUCGAGUAUCCGAUUGACGGGUUCCUCGUGCUCGUCCGCCUCGCUGGCCUCAUGGAGGACGUUGGGCCCGAGGACGUUGAGCGCUUCGUCUGGAUGCGGCUCCUGCAUUAUCUCGCCGAGCAGCACGUUCAAUUACAGAAGAAAGGUGGUCCAGGAGAAGCGAGCAAAGCACUCCAAAACUUGGUGAACAAGCAGACCGAGACGUCCAACGAACGCGGCGCUGGCACAGAAGCCGUUACUGAUCGAUGUUAUGCGGUUCCGCUUUCAGCCCUAGACGGAACAUACCUUAUCCCUUCGGACUCUGACAUCCUGGAACAAUUUCUCCGUACCGGAAGCUCCUACUCUAUUAUUGCAGAUACGGACAAAUACCACGCGGCUCUGGCUGUCUUUCUCCACUUGAUGGCCACCCUGACCGAGGGGUCACAGCAGAUCUGGGACGACGGAGAUUUAUUCGUCAAGCUCCAGUACAGGGCGGACAAGCUGUGCCGGACUGAGGACGGGCUGCGUGACAUUUUCUUUGAGGGAAAACUUGUCGACGACGAAGGAGCGGUCAAGUUGAUCACGGCGGCAUACGAGGUGGUCGUAGCUUGA
Molecule: messenger RNA, 1077 nt
Organism: Verticillium nonalfalfae
Lineage: Eukaryota; Fungi; Ascomycota; Sordariomycetes; Glomerellales; Plectosphaerellaceae
Exons: 1
Coding region: 1-1077 (358 amino acids)
Source: RefSeq, a predicted model, not a curated record